AUGGACACUCCGACGCGUGUGCAUACAGGACCUGUGUUGGGGGCUCCUAGACAGGUUGUGGACAUGACCUACGGGACAUGUCUUAGUCACGAGUGGCUGAAGCUUAUUCGAGAGGAGGUUGGUGAGAUCCACGCCUUCGAACUCCCCGAUGAGCUAGCAGUGGAGCUAAUGGACGACGACAUGAAGGUCGACGAAGCCUUCAACUUGGUCGGAAUCAGAGCCUCCGUCAAGCGCUGGCUGCAAGAACUCGACAGAGAUCUUUUCAAAAAAGAGGCUCGGAAAAGACACCUUGCCUUCAUCGGGCGCCAUUGUAUCCGCCGUGGCGGACGACUGGGGGAUUGUUACGACGGGCCCAAGUUCCUCGAAUACAUUCACAAGGCACAGGACCUGUUACUUAUCAUGAAGUCUGACUGCCAACUACUGUCUUAUAUAAAUAACCCGUUUCACUACCAUCGGGUCUCCGCAGGCGAACCACCCCGCUUUACUCAUGUAAGGAUGCCGUCCAACCUCAAUUAUCAACUUCGCUCACUGGAUGAUCUAUUGACAACCGAAGAGUACACAGAUGAUGGCACCAUUUCAAAUACAAAGGAGAAGUCAGACAACACCUUAGAGUCAGACAACACCUACUUGGAGUCAGACAACACCUACUUAGAGUCAGACAACACCUUAGAGUCAGACAACGCCUACUUAGAGUCAGACAACACCUUAGAGACAAACAUACUCAUGUCAGACGACA
Messenger RNA from Gregarina niphandrodes, 736 nucleotides. RefSeq lists its product as hypothetical. The record is from RefSeq and is a predicted model, not a curated record. The annotation marks the transcript as partial. NCBI's taxonomy places the organism in Eukaryota, Apicomplexa, Conoidasida, Eugregarinorida, Gregarinidae. The transcript has a single exon.